CCCUGCAGCUAUAUCCGUGCCCUAAAACCCACAAUUGGAAAGAAAGCAAUUUGCUCUCUGCUUCUGUAAAACCCUAAGCGUCUGUACAUCUUCGUCGACGACAAUGAAGCUAGUGAGAUUCCUAAUGAAGUUAAAUAAUGAGACGGUCUCCAUGGAGCUCAAGAACGGCACCGUUGUUCAUGGAACUAUUACAGGUGUGGAUGUCAGCAUGAACACACACUUGAAAGCUGUCAAAAUUACGCUAAAAGGAAAGAAUCCAGUGACAUUGGAUCACCUGAGUGUGAGGGGUAACAACAUCCGCUAUUAUAUCCUUCCUGACAGCUUGAAUCUUGAGACACUGCUGGUGGAAGAAACACCUAGGGUCAAGCCUAAGAAGCCAACUGCCGGAAAACCUUUGGGGCGUGGGCGCGGACGUGGGCGUGGACGUGGGCGUGGUCGAGGCCGCUAAAUGCGUUCUAGCUCUUCUAAUUUUUUGAUGUUGUCUAUGUAAACAUGCCUGUACGGAUGAAGAUAUUUACUCAGUUUUCUACCGCAAGUAUAUUAGUGUCAUGCAACAAGUAGUCUCUGAGCGCUUAACAUGAGAUUUAGAGGUGUUAUUCUAAUGCAAAUGUGGUAGUUACUUGUGGCUCUUUCUACUG
Molecule: messenger RNA, 638 nt
Organism: Nicotiana attenuata
Lineage: Eukaryota; Viridiplantae; Streptophyta; Magnoliopsida; Solanales; Solanaceae
Product: small nuclear ribonucleoprotein Sm D1-like
Exons: 4
Coding region: 104-448 (114 amino acids)
Biological process (GO): RNA processing; spliceosomal snRNP assembly
Cellular component (GO): spliceosomal tri-snRNP complex; pICln-Sm protein complex; U2 snRNP
Molecular function (GO): RNA binding
Source: RefSeq, a predicted model, not a curated record